CAACAUUGCCCUUUUGUGGUGUUGUCUACUUCUCAUCUACAACAUCUUCAGCCUGAUCGGUAAGUAUUCAGUAUAUUCUAUAUAUUUGCAUUGCAGAAAUCUAUAAACCACACGGUCCCUCUGAGAUCACUGCGUUAUUGCCCCACCAUCAUCCCACCACUCUGCUGUUGCAGGGUCUGCCCCUUCAUCGCCAGCUCGCUGCCAUCAUACCACGCCAGGAGCAGGCAAAACCUCUAUAAAGACACUUUGGCUACUGCCAAUUGGUCUCGCCACUGUUGCUCCCCUCCCGAUCUCUCUUUUUGGCUUCGGUGAAGCUCUUUUGUUCCCAAGAUGCCUAUCUCUAAGAUCCACGCCCGCUCUGUCUACGACUCUCGAGGCAACCCUACUGUUGAGGUUGACCUUGUCACCGAGACCGGUCUGCACCGUGCCAUUGUUCCCUCUGGUGCUUCUACUGGUCAGCACGAGGCCGUUGAGCUCCGUGAUGGUGACAAGUCCAAAUGGGGCGGAAAGGGUGUCCUGACCGCUGUUAAGAACGUUAACGAGAUCCUUGGACCCGCUCUCAUCAAGGAGAAUGUCGAUGUCAAGGACCAGUCCGCAGUCGAUGCCUUGCUCAACAAGCUCGAUGGAACCCCUAACAAGGGCAAGCUUGGUGCUAAUGCUAUCCUGGGUGUCAGCUUGGCUGUUGCCAAGGCUGGUGCUGCCGAGAAGGGCAUUCCUCUCUACGCCCACGUUUCCGACCUCGCCGGAACCAAGAAGCCUUACGUCCUCCCUGUCCCCUUCAUGAACGUCCUCAACGGUGGUAGCCACGCUGGUGGCCGCCUGGCCUUCCAGGAGUUCAUGAUUGUCCCCGAUACUGCUCCUACUUUCACUGAGGCUCUCCGCCAAGGUUCCGAGGUCUACCAGAAGCUGAAGUCCCUGGCCAAGAAGAAGUAUGGCCAAUCCGCUGGUAACGUUGGUGAUGAGGGUGGUGUCGCUCCCGAUAUUCAGACCGCCGAGGAGGCCCUCGACCUCAUCAGCGAGGCUAUCGAACAGGCCGGCUACGCUGGCAAGAUCCACAUCGCCAUGGAUGUUGCCUCCAGCGAAUUCUACAAAACCGACGCUAAGAAGUACGACCUCGACUUCAAGAACCCCGACAGCGAUCCCUCGAAGUGGCUCACCUACGAGCAGCUGGCCGACCUCUACAAGUCACUGGCUGCCAAGUACCCCAUUGUCAGCAUUGAGGAUCCCUUCGCUGAGGACGACUGGGAGGCCUGGAGCUACUUCUACAAGACCUCUGACUUCCAGAUUGUUGGGUAGGUGUCCCCCUUGCCAAGGUGCACAUAUUUCAUUCGAUACAAUAUCUAACGAAGCUUUCCCCUAACAGUGAUGACUUGACCGUUACAAACCCCUUGCGUAUCAAGAAGGCUAUUGAGCUCAAGUCUUGCAACGCCCUUCUGCUCAAGGUCAACCAGAUCGGUACCCUUACCGAGUCCAUCCAGGCUGCCAAGGACUCGUACGCCGACAACUGGGGUGUCAUGGUCUCCCACCGUUCUGGUGAGACCGAGGACGUCACCAUUGCCGACAUUGUCGUCGGUCUGCGCUCCGGCCAGAUCAAGACUGGUGCUCCCGCUCGUUCCGAGCGUCUAGCUAAGCUAAACCAGAUCCUCCGUAUCGAGGAGGAGCUCGGUGACAACGCCGUGUACGCGGGUACCAAGUUCCGCCACGCUGUUAAUCUGUAAAUGCAGCUGGUAUGAGGGUAUAAUACAAGGGAAAUCUUCUUUAUAUUACCAACCCGAUAGUCUCCACGUGAGGGUGGAUGAUUGCCAUGCCGUGGUAGCAUCCUUUGCAAGGCAUAGUUGGGCACCGACUGACAGCGAAGGCCACGGGGGCAGGUUUGGAACAAUUUAUGAAUGACCACGAAGUAAAGGCCAUUUAAGAUUAGUAAUGUUAUAGUGAUGAAUGAAAGCCUACUGGCGAG
Molecule: messenger RNA, 1957 nt
Organism: Monascus purpureus
Lineage: Eukaryota; Fungi; Ascomycota; Eurotiomycetes; Eurotiales; Aspergillaceae
Source: the annotation of a GenBank genome assembly